ACGCGCAGCUCCGACAUGUCCGAGACGGCUCCCGCACCCGCUGCUGAGGCAGCGCCCGCCGCCGCUCCGGCUCCGGCUAAGGCCGCUGCCAAGAAGCCGAAGAAGGCGGCGGGCGGCGCCAAAGCCCGCAAGCCCGCGGGCCCCAGCGUCACCGAGCUGAUCACCAAGGCCGUGUCCGCCUCCAAGGAGCGCAAGGGGCUCUCCCUCGCCGCGCUCAAGAAGGCGCUGGCCGCCGGCGGCUACGACGUGGAGAAGAACAACAGCCGCAUCAAGCUGGGGCUCAAGAGCCUCGUCAGCAAGGGCACCCUGGUGCAGACCAAGGGCACUGGUGCCUCUGGCUCUUUUCGUCUCAGCAAGAAGCCAGGUGAGGUGAAGGAGAAGGCUCCCAGGAAGAGAACAUCUGCAGCCAAGCCCAAGAAGGCUGCAGCCAAGAAACCUGCGGCGGCAGCCAAGAAGCCCAAGAAGGUGGUGGCAGUGAAGAAGAGCCCCAAGAAAGCCAAGAAGCCGGCGGCAGCUGUCACCAAGAAGGCGGCCAAGAGUCCCAAGAAGACGACCAAGGCUGCCAAGCCCAAGAAGGCGGCAGCCACCAAGAGCCCAGCCAAGGCGAAGGCAGUGAAGCCCAAAGCUGCCAAGCCCAAGGCGACCAAACCCAAGGCAGCCAAGGCGAAGAAGGCGGCCCCCAAGAAGAAGUAAACCCCUGUGGAAGAAAGUUCUUGACCUGCUUUUAAACCCAACGGCUCUUUUAAGAGCCACCCAAGUUUUCCCAAAAAGAGCUGAGAACACAUUUUCAUUGAAAUAAUUUGGUGGUUAAGUAGUAUUACCAGUUCCAAGUAUCUCAUAAGUAAGGAUAUUUGAUAUGCACUAAGAAACUUCAAAACCUUAAGAGUACCAUCAAGAAUUGUCACAAACAUUUGCUGUAAUGUGGGUAGUGGUUUAUUCCUUUGAAGAAAGAAAUCACUUCCAGAUGAAUUCAGUACUUAAAGGAGUUGAAGUCUAUUUUCUUGUUUACAGAAGUGAGUAUAGUAGCAGGUACUUAAUGCUUUUGUGAUCACAUCUAAUUGAGAGGGGGAAAUGGCCAUAGGCAGGGAAUAACCGUUCAUGAGCUGCCAGAUUGUUAAACUCCGGGGGUGGGACAUGAUGUGGGAAGGUACAGGGAAAAAGAGAAAUGAACUAAAGUGUUUGCAUAGAAUUAAACUUGGAAAAUAGUUGUACUCUUCCAAAACAUGUUAAAGACUCUCCC
This is a messenger RNA of Numida meleagris (helmeted guineafowl), 1240 nucleotides long. RefSeq names its product histone H1.11L. Gene Ontology annotation, molecular function: DNA binding; structural constituent of chromatin. Gene Ontology annotation, biological process: nucleosome assembly. The transcript has a single exon. Gene Ontology annotation, cellular component: nucleosome. Bases 16 to 693 code for a protein of 225 amino acids. The record is from RefSeq and is a predicted model, not a curated record. Lineage: Eukaryota; Metazoa; Chordata; Aves; Galliformes; Numididae.